CUCCGCUCCACAUCCCAUUCUCCUGUUUGUUUGCUUUCUGGGUUUUCUGCUGAACAUCCCGCUCGCCCACAUCAUUUACCCCUCCUCAUCCUUUUGCAUACUGAGUGCACCGUCAGAGCAAGUAGUACCUUUGUGCACCUUCUCGUCUGCUGUGUAAAGAAGCCCCCUGUGGCUAUUCUCUUUCCAGGCUUCAACUCAACAUGAAGCUUUCUUCGGGCUCCAUGGCCGGUUUGGCUAUGUCCCUGCUCUCAGGUUCCAAAUUAGUUGCUGCUCAGACUUGGACCUCCUGCAAUCCCAUGGAAAAGACUUGCCCUCCAGAUCCUGCUCUUGGAGGGACGGCUGACUUCCAGUUCCACUCCGCCUCUGAGCGAUUCGACGUCCUCGGGGGUGCUCCAACAUAUGGCUCAAAUGGGGCUUCCCUAGCCGUAGCCAAGCAGGCGAUGCACCCACCCUUGUCUCGAAAUUCUACAUCAUGUUUGGCCAUGUUGACUUUGUCAUCAAAGCCGCCCCUGGCCGAGGCAUUGUCAGCAGUGCGGUCUUGCAAUCCGACGAUCUGGACGAGAUUGAUUGGGAAUGGCUUGGUGUAGACAACGCCCAGGUGCAAACCAAUUACUUUGGAAAAAAUCAGCAGGGCACCUUUGACCGUGGCCAGUUCCACGCCGAUCCGGGCAAUCAAGAUGGCUUUCAUACUUACUCGAUCGACUGGAAUAGCGAUCGGCUUAUCUGGCAGAUCGAUGGUCAGACUGUUCGUACCCUUACUGCCGCCUCUGCUGGUGCAUCGUACCCGCAAACCCCUAUGCAGAUCAAGGCUGGUGUCUGGGCCGGCGGUGAUCCUUCCAAUCCUCCUGGAACUAUCGAAUGGGCUGGUGGUAAAACUGAUUACGGUGCUGGUCCUUUUGUCAUGGGACUAAAGUCCAUUUCUGUGACUGACUAUUCUACCGGCACCCAAUACCGGUAUACUGACCGCAGUGGUAGUUGGCAGUCCAUUGAAGCCAUUGGUGGUAAGGUCAAUGGCCACGGAACUCCUGGCUCGGGCCCACAGGUAGAGUCUUCAAUCCCCCCUGCAGAAGCCACCCGGCCCCCAACCACCAAAGGGCUCCCCAGUGAAUGGAUAGUCACAGACUCUGGGAGAGCCACACCGCCGUCCACGGCUUCUAGCGCAUCCCAGUCUGCUUCACGAUCGUCGCCUUCAUCUCCGGUCUCCUCUUCCGCUGGUGGCCCUGAAUCGCCCUCAGCCACUGGUACAAAUUCACCAAAUGCCACAGUUGCUCCCGGAACAGGUGCAGCUAAUCUCAAUUUCCCUAUCUCAUACGGGGUCUCUGCUAUUUGUGGCUUGAUUGCUGCCGUCGCCUUCUUCCAAUAGUAGUAUUAAAGGCAAUCCAACAGAAAUGAAUCAGCUCCUUCAAGACUUGAAGGGAUAGAUUACUGGACCAUUUAGCGAAAGCGAAGAGCCGAUUAUAUGUAUUAAUAUAUUUCAGGCACAAGGAUUACGGCCGAUCCUGGGGUUGUUAUAUGGGGCCGUGGCAAGGCGAGGUGGCUUUGUUAAGGAACACAAAUAUUUCAUUCCACAAUUGGACUUUGUGUGGGUGACUUUUCUUCUUGACACUGAAUUAAUAGCUCUAGACCGUUUUCUAGGUUAUUGUUUUGCUUCUUUUUUUAAAGUAUUAUUAUUAGUAUUAUUCCCCGGUUUGUUGCUUGGGCUCGGUUCUGGGCUAGGUGUUUGUUUGCUCCUUUCAGCUUCAGCUUUUGCUUGUCAUUUUUAUUCUUUUGUGGUUUUUUUUUUGAUAAGAUGGGGCUUGGGUGGAGAUAACUUUUUUUCGAGCAUACAUACAGAGUAGACAUCACCGUCAAUAUGAUAUAGGUCUUAUCCCUAGG
Messenger RNA from Histoplasma capsulatum G186AR, 1875 nucleotides. Its product is annotated as extracellular cell wall glucanase Crf1. The record is from RefSeq and is a predicted model, not a curated record. Gene Ontology annotation, cellular component: fungal-type cell wall. Gene Ontology annotation, molecular function: glycosyltransferase activity; hydrolase activity, hydrolyzing O-glycosyl compounds. Gene Ontology annotation, biological process: carbohydrate metabolic process; fungal-type cell wall organization. The coding region runs from base 473 to 1363 and encodes 296 amino acids. The transcript is spliced from 5 exons. Lineage: Eukaryota; Fungi; Ascomycota; Eurotiomycetes; Onygenales; Ajellomycetaceae.